CGCUGUCCGAUGCUGUUCCAGCCUGCCACGAUACAUUGUCGUCAGGCCGCCUCGCCUAUCUUUCCCCGGCCACAACACUUUCCGCCCAGUCAUUCCUCUCGUCCUUCCCUACGCGCAACACCGCGAAUGGGGCGCUCCUGAUCUGAACCUCCUUCCGACAUCCUUCGCGAUCCGCUUGCGAUCUUGCCGGACAACUUUCUCUCACCACACCCCUGCCAGCAAUUCGAUUGCCGGUCUAGCAACACAUCAUGGUCGGCAAGAAAUCGGGAAAGGCUCUCCUUCGGGAUGAGGGCCUGGAGCGGACCGAUAACAAUAUGGAACUGUCAAGCUGGCCGCAAAUCCCUCCCAUCAAUCAGAAAAACUACUACACUGACUAUCUCAAGCGAGAUGAUCAGUACCUGGCAUUCAGACUACAGAACGAAGAAGCUCGAAACCGGAUGGCAAAAACCGCCAAAGACCGUGAUCGUGCCCUAGCCAUGGCAAAGGCCAACGACCUGGGACUACCCGAAGCGGACGCGGAAGACGGCGAUACCAACAUGGAGGAUGCUGAUGAGAGUACCGCGGAAACGCUAGGCUCAAAGGUUAUUGUCAUCCACAUUGGCAGUCAAAACCUGCGGAUCGGAUUGGCUAGCGAUGCCUUACCCAAGACUGUGCCUAUGGUGAUCGCUCGGAAGGCCGCUACCAGUGAAUCGGAAGAGCACGAGGAGGAGCCUUGUCCCAAGCGGUUAAAGAUGGACGAUGGCUCGGAUAUGGAACCAGAGAAGAUGUUCGGUCCUGAGUUUUCCUCACAGUAUACGACGAUGAUGGCGGACCUCAAAUCCCAUAUGCGACAGAACAAGCGUCGGACUCUGCCAAACUCCAAGGAAAUGGUGAUCAAUUUCAACCGGAGGACAGUCCCAGAGACUAUCUCAGAGCACAAUGACCCCAUGCGCGUUGAGUGGACAGAAAUUCCAGACCCAGCACCCGAAUACAUCGUGGGACAAGCGGCCUUGAGGAUACCCGAUGCCUCAAAGCCUCGCUACAAGCUUUACUGGCCGAUCAAACAUGGUUGGUGCAAUGAGCGAGACUACAAUAACAAACGACUGCUCUUUCUUGACAUCUCCCUCAUCCUGGAGGACGCUUUCAAGACUCAACUGGGACUUACUAGCAAGAAGGAGUGGCCCCAGUACUCCUGCGUCUUUGUUAUCCCUGAUAUCUACGAAAAAUCCUACGUUACUCAGGUGCUUGAGUUGCUCAUGAGGGAGUUUGCCUUUGCCCGCGUCUGCUUCAUCCAGGAGAGUCUGGCCGCUACAUUUGGCGCCGGGUUCACCUCCGCUUGCGUCGUCGAUAUCGGUGCCCAAAAGACCUCGAUAUGCUGUGUCGAGGAAGGCAUGUGCAUUGAGAACUCACGUGUGAAUCUCAAAUACGGUGGAUUGGACGUGACAGAGACGUUUGUUAAGAUGAUGCUUUACGAUAACUUUCCCUACGCUGAUAUCAACCUAUGGCGCCGGUAUGACUACCUGUUAGCAGAGGAACUGAAGAAGAACGUUUGCACCAUGAAUGAAUCCAGUGUAUCGGUGCAGGUUUUUGAUUUCCACCUUCGUGUCGCCGGCCAAGAUACCCGGAAGUACUCUUUCAAGGCUUACGACGAGGUACAUCUCGCCCCAAUGGGCUACUUCCAGCCGUCCAUCUUCGACCACUCCCAGAAGCUCAAGGGGCGGCGGAAGUUAAUCGCCCGGUCGGUCGAUAUUUACGAUGGGCAGCCGAACGACCCAACUUCGACUGCACAGUUGCAUAUUCUGUCUAGCAUUGCUCCCCCGUCCACCAACGGUCAGGUGAAUGGCGACAUGCAAUCGAACCAUCUGGACGUACAGGCUACACCAAGUCGGGCUCAGCAAUUCAAUGCUCUUAGUCGCGUGCAAGAUCUCGACGCCACCUCUCGAUCAUCGGUCGCCGGAUCCCCUGUUCCGGAGGCAGUAGGCACCCCUCUAGCCGGCGCUGCUACCCCUGUUCCGGGCGGACAAGGCCAGCACACGUCGCAACCCCGUGCGCCCACGGUUGAAGAACGAGACGACAUCCUGCCAGUAUACCCGUUGGAUAAUGCGAUCUUGACCUCCAUCGCUCAGGCUGCUCGAUCGGAUGAGCGUAAAAUGCGCGACUUCCUCGGCGGUAUCAUGGUUGUUGGAGGCGGGAGCUUGGUGAAUGGGUUCCACUCAUUCCUGGAGGAGCGUCUACAGGUUCUUCGACCGGCCUUCGCCAAGGAGAUUAUGAUCGGCACGCCCCCGAGAGACCUCGACCCGCAAGUCGUUGUCUGGAAGGGCGCGAGUGUCUUUGGCAAGCUGAGCGGAACGAAUGACAGCUGGAUCGGGCAGCUGGAAUACGACAGACUGGGCCAUAGGCUCAUGGCGUACAAGUGCAUGUGGGCCUACUGAUGCUGAUGUCUUUAUCGAUCUCUUUUGGUAUUUUUACGCUUGAAAGAUGGUGUUGGUUGAUCCGGGAACUCGUUGUGACUAUUCUGUAAUUCUAUGAAUCUUUGGCUAGCUUUCUUCAUGCAUGUCCUGCGGCCUAGAGUGACAGGCAACCAGCCAUAUGAAUAAUGACAGUGAAUUGUGA
Molecule: messenger RNA, 2592 nt
Organism: Aspergillus sclerotioniger CBS 115572
Lineage: Eukaryota; Fungi; Ascomycota; Eurotiomycetes; Eurotiales; Aspergillaceae
Product: putative chromatin remodeling complex subunit (Arp8)
Exons: 4
Coding region: 249-2411 (720 amino acids)
Biological process (GO): double-strand break repair; regulation of DNA-templated transcription
Cellular component (GO): Ino80 complex
Source: RefSeq, a predicted model, not a curated record